This is a messenger RNA of Clonostachys byssicola, 2100 nucleotides long. The record is from the annotation of a GenBank genome assembly. Lineage: Eukaryota; Fungi; Ascomycota; Sordariomycetes; Hypocreales; Bionectriaceae.
AUGCUCGGCAUAUUGCUCCAGUGGCAGAUCGUGCUCGACAGCCCCUGGUAUCACAAAGAGAAAGAAAACGAACGCCUUAGACAACUAGUUGGAACAGAAGCCCGUGAUACGGAGCGCCUGGCCCCAGACCAAGAACCCGCAACGAGUGCAAGGUAUCCGCGGAGGGCUCCUAACUUCAGUCCUCCGGUCGAGUCUGGAAUCACGGGCUCUAUCCAGUCGCAUACACAGGAGGGCUUGCUCCCACUGAGUUCUACGCCGUCACAGGAUGGAUCGGCGGAACAGCCGUACCGGCCCGGAGACAUCGCGCACGAGCUGGGUAUGAUUAGUGUUUCUGCCGGCGUCUCCAAGUACAUCGGUCCGUCCAGCGGGUUCUCCAUCGCACGGCUGGUCUUCGCUCGGGCAGAUCAGGCCAGCGGCGACCGCCUUAGGGCAUCUGCGCUCGAAGACACUGAGGGAGACUUGGGAAGCCGUUCCUUUCUCAUGCUUAAGCCUGCCCCGCUACCAGCAUCUGAACAAGAGGCGUUAGAGUUGUCGCAGAUAUUCUUCGAACACGUUCAUCCGAGGUAUCCCUUUCUGCAUGAACCAACCCACAUGCGCAGAAUCGCCGAGGUGUAUCGAAAUCCUCAAGCGCCAAUAGAUCUGAGGUUUCAAGUAACCAUGGUGCUAGCUAUAUCUGCUAUUAUCAUGUCGAGACGGCUUAGAAAACCGUUCAAUGGUGAAGGCAUGUGUGCUACGGCAAUGGAGUAUGCGGAUCAAGUUGACUUUCAGAACUCUGCCGAAGGCGUUCAAUGCCUGCUCCUCAUCUACCUGUUUACGCUGCAUAGUCCGGUGCUCGGUUUCAACCCGUGGUAUCUCAACUACCAGUGCCUAGCUGCCAUCGUGGAUCUCGGCUUCCACCAUGACAUCGUCUCAACGCAGUCCGUGGAUCGUUAUGGUGGCGAAAUGCGAAGGCGCAUAUUCUGGGUAGCCUACUCAGUAGAUCGAAUACUUGCGAGCACCCUUGGACGGCCCAUAGGAUUCGGAGAUGAGGCAUGCGACCUGAAGGUAAAACCCAUGGAAUUGUUGCUUGGAGAACUUCACGCUGAUGCCGCUUCUCAGAUGCCGGACCUUCUAGACGACCAACAGCUUGAGCUUCUGCGAACAAACGGUCAAUUCCCGGAGCCAUCACCUAACAUCGACAUGAGUUCGUCCUCUUGCUCGCUGGUGCAUUUCAAACUCGCCCUCUUCAACUCGGAGAUAAUAUACGUCUUGCACAGCAAGGCAGCAGCGCCGGAGUACACGUAUCCACAGGUUCCCGAUAUAGACACUUGGAAAAGCGGAUUGUACACACGCCUCUUGUCCGUGCAUGAAGAGUUUUCGGAUCUUCAAAGCGAGCACAAAUAUCUGUGGUUGCUCUGCGAGAUACGUUACCACGAGGUCGUCAUGCUGCUGUUCCGUCCCACUCCUCGACUUCGUCAUCCGGGCCAGGCCUCUUUAUACCAGUGCUUCACCAGCGCUGAAGCCACGAUAAAUCUAUGGAAGAAUCUAGCCGAUUCGAACAGGAUAUCAUACUCCUGGUCUAGCGUCCACUCCAUUUGCCUGAGCGCUAUCACCGUGCUCUAUUGCAUCUGGAUGGUCCGGGAUUUGGCCGUCAGUACGGAAAUUAGCGAUCUCACACAGACCAUGAUGACGGCCAUAAGCCUGCUGAGUGCUUCGGGGGAAUACUGGAGCGACGCGAGCCGAUGCCGGGACUCCCUGAACAAUCUAGCCGCAGCCACCAUAAAAUGGCUUGUUGGUGUACGCGCAAACACGAUGGCUACAGCCCAGCCUCAGGACCCAGUCGCGCGGCCAGAGCCUCCGUCAUACACGGAACUUGGUAACAGUAUGCCACAGUGCAACGAGACGGCAGCGCAGAUACUUCCUGGGAAUAUGCCAGAUAGAGGACUCCAGUGGGACCCGGACUUCCCUUGGAUCGACACUUAUAUCAAUAGCGAGGAUCUGACAACUCUCUUCCGAACAUCAAAUUUUGAAGACUGCGAUUUGACGAGCACAGUGGAGGGCAUGUUCAGCGAAUUCCCGCCUAUUCUGAAUUUAUGUCAUGAGAACGUCUGUCGGAUGUAA